ACAGCACACAAGCAUGUCGCGACCCAUGAGCAUGGCCGCGGAAGGUCAUGGCACCACUGAGUUGGAUCAUGCGCCUCAGUACGACCUUGCUUUGCGCGACGAGGAGAAGCAAGAAAAGCAGGAGGACCGCAAGGGUAGCCCCAUCUAUCAGGACACCUUUGGUGAUGAGGAGUAUGCCGAGGUCAAGUACAAGGUCCUCAGUUGGUGGCAAUGUGGUUUUCUCAUGGUGGCCGAGACCGUGUCCCUAGGUAUCCUGUCGCUCCCUGCCGUCGUGGGUGUCCUGGGUCUAGUCCCUGCUAUCAUUCUUCUGCUGGGAUUGGGUCUUUUAGCCACCUAUACCGGCUACACUAUCGGCCAGUUCAGAUGGGCCUAUCCGCACAUCCAGAACAUGGCUGAUGCCGGUGAAGUCCUCUUCGGGAGUUUCGGCCGAGAGUUCUUCGGCACCGGUCAACUCCUUCUUGUUGUAUUCAUCAUGGCUAGUCAUAUCUUGACCUUCACGGUCGCCAUGAACACCAUCACCUCGCAUGGCACGUGCACGAUUGUGUUUGGGGUCGUUGGUGUAGUCAUUUCUUUCUUCUUGGCUUUACCCAGGACUUCAGCUAAUGUCGCCUACUUGUCAGUGGCUUCUUUCAUCAGCGUGUUCUCGGCUGUCAUGAUCGUGAUGAUCGCCGUCGGUAUCCAGCGUCCGUACAAGGGCGCUCUCGAAGUUACCGUUGACACUAGCUUAUACGAGGCCUUUCUUGCUGUGUGCAACAUUGUCUUUUCUUUCUCCGGCCAUGUCGCAUUUUUCGGUUUCAUGUCGGAGCUCAAGGAUCCGCGGGACUACCCCAAGUCCCUGUGUCUGCUGCAGGGUAUUGACACGGUCCUCUACAUCGUCACCGCGGUUGUGAUCUACGUCUUCGCUGGACCCAACGUGACCUCCCCGGCUCUAGGUUCAGCCGGACCCAUGAUUGCCAAGAUCUCCUAUGGUAUUGCUCUGCCGACGAUUAUCAUCGGUGGCGUUGUCAACGGCCAUGUCGCAUGCAAAUUUGUCUACGUGCGGCUCUUCCGCAACAGUGACCGCAUGCACAGCCGCGACCUCGUGGCCACCGGCUCAUGGGUUGCUCUCAUGCUGGUCCUGUGGAUCAUCGCCUGGAUUAUCGCCGAAGCCAUUCCUGUCUUCAAUGAUCUUCUUAGUUUGAUUGCUUCCCUCUUUGCCAGUUGGUUUACUUUCGGUUUCAGCGGCAUGUUCUGGCUGUACCUCAACAAGGACCAGCUGUUUGCCAGCCCCAGGAAGAUCGCAUUGACGAUCCUCAACGCAUUGAUUGUGGGGAUCGCCGCCUGUGUGUGUGGCCUCGGAUUGUACGUGUCCGGACGCUCGUUGCAUGAUGACGCAAACGGCUCGAGUUUCUCCUGUGCAAAUAACGCGUGAUCGGAACCAAGGAGUUGUAUAUUUUGUUUGAUC
Messenger RNA from Aspergillus saccharolyticus JOP 1030-1, 1444 nucleotides. RefSeq lists its product as uncharacterized. Bases 14 to 1411 code for a protein of 465 amino acids. Gene Ontology annotation, biological process: amino acid transmembrane transport. Lineage: Eukaryota; Fungi; Ascomycota; Eurotiomycetes; Eurotiales; Aspergillaceae. The record is from RefSeq and is a predicted model, not a curated record. Gene Ontology annotation, molecular function: amino acid transmembrane transporter activity. Gene Ontology annotation, cellular component: vacuolar membrane. The transcript is spliced from 10 exons.